AUGGAUAUGGUGUUAGCAUUUCUCUUGUUAUGUGGAUGGGGGGGCAUGUAUAAGAAUAGGCUGCAAGAGUUGGCUCAAAGAAGCUGUUUUAAUUUGCCAGCCUAUUCAUGCAUUCGUGAAGGCCCAGAUCAUGCUCCUCGUUUUAAAGCGACUGUCAACUUUAAUGGAGAGACUUUUGAAAGCCCUACUUUCUGCUCUACUCUUAGACAGGCAGAACAUGCAGCGGCUGAAGUGGCUCUUAACACUCUAGCAAAAAGAGGUCCCUCCAGAGCUUUGGCUGCCAGAGUUCUGGAUGAAACAGGAGUAUACAAGAAUUUACUCCAGGAAACUGCUCAUAGAGCUGGACUGAAUCUUCCUGUUUAUACAACCAUUCGUUCUGGAACAGGUCAUGGUCCUAACUUCUCGUGUACAGUUGAGAUUGCAGGAAUGCAUUUUACAGGAGACCCAUCUAGGACCAAGAAACAGGCUCAAAAAAAUGCUGCGAUGGCUGCUUGGGCUGCAUUGAAAAAAUUGUCAGAGCAUGGAUUAUCUUCAACUUCAUCCUCAUCUUCUCCUGAGGCUAGAGGGAACGAAGAACAAGAUCAAGUCAUCAUUGCUCGGGUCCUUACAAAUGGCUCAAAGAACUGUUCCAAAAGUGAUAAGCAACUUGGAUGGCAAAAAUCCACGACAACCUCUUUGGUAUCAACUCAUCCUACUGCAGACAUGUAUCCUAUGCAAUGCCAGCAUUGUGUAAUCUCUAGUUUCUCGCCAGAGGUGGCUCUAUAUCAGAUUUGGCAGCAAGAACAAGUUUUGCAGCAACAAAAUCGUCUAUUGGAACUAACCCUUCAGCCAAUCAUUCCAUCUGCUCCACAUAUUUAUCCAUUAAUGCAAUCCAUGUUCCAGCCAGACCACUGUCUUUAUUUUCCAACUGAGGUAGCAUCAGUUCCUGUAGGACCAAAAUUAUCAAUGGCUACAUCAAGUCCUUCAUUUUGUUUUUCAAACCAAAUUGGUCCAGAAUUAAACACAGGCAGGUCAACACUAAUCAUCAGCGAGAUACAAGAAGAAAAAACAGUAGAUCCCCCAAUUUGCACCUUUAGCAAUGAAACUAGAGCUUUACCACCACGUCCAGAUGAUGAGAGUAAGAAACACGAUAGCUCUGGAAGCAGAAGUAGAAAUACUGAGCAGCGAGGAGAUCAAUGUGAGACAUCUGAGUGGGAUUCUCAUUCGAGCAUGGGAUCUGUACACAGACCAGUUAAAACUGAGCUCCAAAAGCCAUCCAGGAUUGGCUCAUCUGUUCUCAGAUCACAAUCACAUGCAAGUUACAGCAGAAGUUUUAGACCAUCAACCCCUUCAUCUUCCAUUGUGGGAACCAUAUGCCCUACUUCAUCCGUUGGUUCAAGACCGCCACAUGUUGCAUCAAGGUUGAGAACGGGAAUCCCACGAUGUCAGGGCACAUCUACUCCUGAAAGGCUUGGCAUGAUAAGAGCACCUACUCCUCUAUUUAUGGCACCAGCUGUGAGAAUCAGAUCAGUGGUUCCAGUCUGCUCAGCUCCUCCAAGGAGAUCCAUGGCCGCAGAAGAGGUGUCCAAGACCAAGGAAAAAGAAGAUAUAAAACCUGAAGAGAAAGAGGUAUCAAGAACUAGCUGA
Messenger RNA from Sphenostylis stenocarpa, 1626 nucleotides. The record is from the annotation of a GenBank genome assembly. NCBI's taxonomy places the organism in Eukaryota, Viridiplantae, Streptophyta, Magnoliopsida, Fabales, Fabaceae.